AUUGUCAUAACAUAGUCAUAACCUAUUUUAUUGGUAAAAAUCUCAAGAGAAGAGUGCUGUGGCUCGUGAUAAUAAUUAAUAAUAGUCAAACAAUACAAUGAGAGCUCUAAUUAAACGGUUAACACCGUUCUCUAAUUUAAGUGUGCAACCAUUCGCAGCUACUAUACGUUUUUUUUCGUCUUCAAGUGAUGCUCCAAAGAAGGACGAAUUGAAAACUUCUUCAGAAGUAAGAAAAAAUAUUGUUGUGGAAAAGUACGGUGGUAUAACAACCCUGAACAUAGAUAGGCAGCCAACACGUAACAGCCUUGAUGAAGCGACCCUCAGAGAGAUGGCGGCAGCUCUUGAAGCUUUCGACAAGGAUCCAGAGUCGAAAGUACUGGUGUUUAAUGGUGAAGGGGGUAGCUUUUGCUCUGGCUUUGAUCUUGACGAAAUAGGGGUUAAAGGUUACAGUGUACUCACUGAUGCUGCUGCAAGGCUUCUCCGUCGGCCGCUUUGUGAUAAGCCAACCAUAGCAGCAGUUCAAGGUUAUGCAGUAGCUGAAGGCUUUGAAUUGGCACUUGCCUGUGAUUUAAGGAUAAUUGAAGAAACUGCUAUCUUAGGCUGCCUGGGAAGGAGGUUUGGUGCGCCACAAAGUCUUUUCGGUGGUAGACGUCUAACCUCACUCAUAGGUCUAUCUCGGGCACUCGAUCUGCUGAUAACCGGCAGACCCAUAUCUGGCAUUGAUGCUAAUACCAUGGGAUUGGCUUGUAAACUCACUGCUACAGGCACUGCUCUAGGAGAAUCAAUCAAGCUAGCCAAAUCGUUAACAAAAUUCCCACAAAAUGCCCUAAUAAUGGACAAAUUAGCGGCUGUGAAUUCACAACUGAAUCCAAAUAGUGAGGAGAGCAUGCGAGAUGAGGCCAUAAUGAGCAGCUUGCUUGGUUCCGCUAUAGAGGAUCUUAACCAGGGUGUUAAGAAGUUUCAAGGAGGUAUCGGCAAACACGGCAAAUUCUACAGACUAACAGAUAUGCCAUUAAAAGACUGGGAACUUGAAGAAUCUUUGGAAGAGAUCACAGUUACUGUUGAAAAGGAUCCCAAAGACAAGAAAUCAUAAAUUAUUUUCCAUUAUUUUUAAUUUUAAGUUGUAUUAACUAGUCGCGAUAUGGUCUGAAGUUGGUCGCAGUUCGAAGGAAUUGUUAUGUUUGGUUGUGUAAUAAAGAUCGGUAGCUAACUUCAUGAUAAUAUUAUAUUAAUGAAUAAAGUAUUUAAUUUUUUUUGUAA
Colias croceus (clouded yellow) is the source of this 1260-nucleotide messenger RNA. RefSeq names its product probable enoyl-CoA hydratase. NCBI's taxonomy places the organism in Eukaryota, Metazoa, Arthropoda, Insecta, Lepidoptera, Pieridae. The record is from RefSeq and is a predicted model, not a curated record. The transcript has 6 exons. Bases 98 to 1093 code for a protein of 331 amino acids.